Benincasa hispida (wax gourd) is the source of this 3402-nucleotide messenger RNA. Its product is annotated as Tetratricopeptide repeat (TPR)-like superfamily protein. NCBI's taxonomy places the organism in Eukaryota, Viridiplantae, Streptophyta, Magnoliopsida, Cucurbitales, Cucurbitaceae. The record is from RefSeq and is a predicted model, not a curated record. Gene Ontology annotation, molecular function: mRNA binding; protein binding.
UUUAGCCAAAAACUUUAAUUAUUCAUUCCGUUCACGAUUUCCCUCUCCCUCGCGCGCAUGUCUCCCAACUCUUAGGAGCAACACUCCAUCGAUCUUCCAACCUCCCUUGGACGGCGGCAGAGCAAUCAGUCGACGACGGCGGAACGAUCGGACGGGCUGGAUAGCAGCUGCGGCGGAGAUUUGGACAGCGGCGACGGUGGAGAUUUGGACGGCGGCGGCGGCGGCGCGUUACCUUUACGUGGACAACGGUGAACAAGCGUUUCGGCAACGUGGACAACAACUUCUUGAUUUUACUGCUAAACCUUCUAUGAAUGAGAGAGCUCACAUGGAAGAACCCAAAAAACGUCUGGAAUAUGAGCUUCAGCUUUAUGAACCGGAACUUGAAUUUCUCAUCUCCAUUCCAAUGGUGCUUUUCGGAAACACGCUUGCCAAUCAAAGCCUUUGCAAGUCCGUCAAUUUCACUAAUUUGUUUGCCAUUGCUUCGCUUAUCUUCAGCAAAAAUCUCCCUACGGUUUCUCGACCUUAUAGAUCAAUUUGUACAGAAGUAAUCAAUGUUCGUCCUUCUCUGGAUGAAACCCAUAUCAGUAGUAACUUCAUUUCCCUCUUUAGCCAACAAAAAUUUUCCCCUGAUGACCCCAAGCUGAAAAAUUUAGCUUCAAGACUCAACACUCGAAUUGUUGAAACAGUCUUGAAUGGCUUGAGGAGUUGGAAGGUUGCUCAUAUGUUCUUCACUUGGGCCUCAAAACAACAUGGGUACAGGCAUAAUUGUUAUACUUUCAAUGCCAUUGCAUCAAUCCUAUCACAUGCUCGACAAAAUGCCCCACUGAGAGCCAUUGCUAAGGAUGUCCUUAACUUUCGUUGUUCAAUGACCCCUGGAGCUUUGGGAGUCUUUUUAAGAUGUUUGGGAAACGUGGGGUUGGUUGAGGAAGCUAACUUUUUGUUUGAUCAGGUUAGAUCAAUGGAUCUCUGUGUUCCAAAUAGUUAUAGUUAUAACUGUUUGUUGGAAAUUUUGUCCAAGGCAAAUGCUAUUGAUUCCAUUGAGAACAGGUUGAGGGAGAUGAAAGAUUUUGGGUGGGAAGUGGACAAGUACACAUUGACACCUGUUUUGAAGGCUUAUUGCAAUGCUGAAAGGUUUGACAAAGCUCUAAUUGUGUAUAGUGAGAUGCAUGAGAGAGGGUGGGUUGAUGGGUAUGUCUUUUCUAUCUUGGCAUUAGCUUUUAGCAAGUGGGGUGAGGUAGAUAGAGCAAUGCAAUUCAUAGACAGAAUGGGAGAUCAAAAUCUUGGGUUAAAUGAAAAGACAUUCUAUGCAUUGAUUCAUGGUUUUGUGAAGGAAUCCAGAGAGGAUAUGGCUCUUAAGUUGUUUGAGAAAAUGCUGAAACUGGGUUUUACUCCUGAUAUUUCAAUCUAUGAUGUGCUAAUAGGAGGACUUUGUAAGAAGGGGGCAUUUGAGAAAGCAAUGGCUUUGUUUUUGAAGAUGAAGUUGUUUGGAAUUGCGCCUGAUGUCGAGAUACUUGCAAAGCUGAUAGCAUCUUCUUCUGAAGAAAGAGUUGUGAUCAUGUUACUUGGGGAAAGACCAAAAGAUAUAAAUGAUGAAGGUAUGAUCUUGCUUUACAAUAGUGUGUUGAAAUGUCUUGUUAAUGCUGGUAAAGUAGAGAGUACUUGUUAUUUGCUUCGGCUUAUGAUAGGAAAUGAAUCUCAUAGUGGCGAUAUUCACGUUUUUGAGAUCCACCAAAUUUUUAAGAAGGUAUUUCCUAAUACUGCUUCAUUCAGUAUUGUAAUUGAUGGUUUGCUGAAGACAACAGGUAAGUUGGAUCAGGAUGUAGCAUUAAGCCUCUUUGAAGAUAUGAUUCAACUUGGUUGUGAACGCAACCAAUUACUUUAUAACAAUUUGAUAGAUGCACUGUGCAAAUCAGACAGAUUGGAUGAAAGUUAUAAGCUUUUGAGAGAUAUGGAGCAAUCCGGACUUCAGCCGACACAUUUUACCCAUAAUUCAAUAUUUGGGUGCCUAUGUAGGAGAGAGGAUACUGUAGGAGCCAUUGAAUUAUUGAGGAAUAUGCGGGAUCGUGGGCACGAGCCAUGGAUAAAACAUUGUACACUCCUCGUGAAACAACUGUGUAAGAAUGGGCAAGUUAUUGAAGCUUGUAAUUUUCUCGCUGAUGUAGUUAGUGAAGGCUUCCUGCCUGAUAUAGUUGCCUACUCUGCUGCCAUGGAUGGGCUAGUCAAGAUUAACGAAGUGGAUCGUGCUUUCGAGAUGUUUCAAGACAUUUGUACUCGUGGUUAUCGUCCAGAUGUGGUUUCUUAUAAUGUAUUGAUAAAUGGCUUUUGUAAAGCUGGAAAAGUUAACGAAGCCCACAAUUUUCUGAACAAAAUGACAGUGGCCGGGCUUGUUCCUUCAGUUGUUACCUAUAAUCUUCUUAUUGAUGGAUGGUGCAAAAGUGGUGAUAUUGAUCAGGCCAUCUUUUGUCUUUCCAAAAUGAAUGAACAGAACAGGGAGCCAACCAUCAUCACUUACACGACUUUGAUUGAUGGAUGUUGCAAUUCUGGAAGACCUGAUGAUGCUGAAAUAUUUUGGAAUGAAAUGCAGCAAAAAGGUUGCUCCCCGAACAGGAUUGCUUACAUGGCAAUUGUGCAUGGUCUUUGCAAGUGUGGAAGGCCUGAUGAAGCUCUAGUUUAUUACCACAGGAUGGAAGAAAAGGAAAUGAAACCUGACAGUUAUGUCUCUGUUGCACUGAUCGAUGCUUUCAUAUCAAAACACAACUUUUCCAUGGCUCUUCACAUAUUAAAGGAUACAAUUGAGAAAGGAAACAUUCCCGAUCCGACCGACAAGAAAUAUGUAACCAUAAGAGAUGCAAUCCUUAAAUUAUCUGAAGAUGAACAAACUGGGUUGGGAGUCAAAUCUCUUAUUGAGAAAGGCAGCAUUCCGACGAUUAGUGUUUCAUGUCUAAGGAGCUGAAGUUAAAGCUUUUUCUGUUAGCUUAUCAAAGGGAGGUAGAUGAAAUUUUUGGUUGCAAAGCCAAAAGGACAUGUAACAUUUGCAAACCGGGCCAGUUCAAUACUUCUGUCUUUAUUCCGAAGAUCAAAUUUCCAAAUUUCUGGCUACCUUCAUCGGAUAGUGGAUAUCACAUGUUCAGUCGUCCUUGAAUGGGUGGAUUCCUUUAGAACACAGGUUCUCUUCUCCAUUUAUAAUGUCAAUGUCAUGUUUUUCUUGCUAAAUAAUAAUAUAGUGAUUUUGGCUGAAGAGUCCGCAAGUUUUCACAAUCCUUUAUAAGUCAUUCAAUGUGUAAAAUCAGAAUUGCAAAUAUGAAAAGAUACUGCUUCGUUUAUUGGUGAAUACUUGGCUACAUCAUGACGAGGAAUUGCUAUUGCUUAAAUUUGGUGAGAAUUCAUUAGAAUUGGUGUAAA